CAUGGGUGCAUUGUUAUCUUCAUGUAAUGGAUUUGGUGGCCUAUAUAUCUUUUUAAAAUCAAAGAUGGCGAGUAAACCAAAUAUGUUGAAAGUAAAAAGUGAUGAAUCGCUCCUAAACGGAGGUAUGAUAAACAGAAAAAGAACUUGGACAAUAUCCUCUGCAUGGAAGAAAGCGGUUAAAAGUAAUCCAGAUAAAUCUGCAGUUUUCAUUGAUGAAUAUUCCUUAACUUAUAGACAAAUGGAUGAAUUAAUGGAAAAGAUAGCACUUAACCUGCAGUUGCUUAUAUUUCAAAGAAAUACUCCUGAAGAAAGACUAGAGUUUUUUUUCGGUCGUUCCUUUGAGGAUGAUAAAUUAACAAUUGCAAUCUGGAUGGAUCCAUCUGAGAAAAGAAUAGCUGUGCAAUUAGCAGUGUGGAAGUUAGGUAGAGCGUAUGUUCCCUUAGAUGACGUUCUACCUCAAUCUAGGAUCAAGACAAUUCUCAAAACCGCCAAACCAGUAUGUAUUAUUACAGAUUCAGAGGAGAGAGAACGCCGACUACUGGAAUGCAGUGAAGAUGUUUUCGUGGUUCAUUCAAGCAACCUCGAAGUGUCUUCGGAAAAGGGAUUGAUUAAUGAUUACGAAAUAUUAACGGAUGGUGACGACGCUGCAGCCAUUCUCUUUACAUCUGGCUCAACAGGAAUUCCUAAGGGAGUUAUAUUAACCCAUGGAAACAUAGAAAACAGAUUACAAUGGCAAUGGGAUAAUCUACCAUUUGAAAAUGACGAUAUAGUUUGCCAUAAAACUAGUCUUUUGUUUGUUGAUUCAUUAACAGAACUCCUUUCUGGACUUCUUUCUUCGACUCCUAUAGUCGUUUUAAGGUCGGAAACUGUGAAAAAUGUUGAAAAACUUGCCCAUAGUAUUGAAAGGUAUAACAUUACUAAAAUUACUGUUGUUCCUACUCUUCUUCAGAAUAUUCUCGAGGUAUUUCGUUGUGAUUGA
Dimorphilus gyrociliatus is the source of this 979-nucleotide messenger RNA. NCBI's taxonomy places the organism in Eukaryota, Metazoa, Annelida, Polychaeta, Dinophilidae. The record is from the annotation of a GenBank genome assembly.